Molecule: messenger RNA, 740 nt
Organism: Plectropomus leopardus (leopard coralgrouper)
Lineage: Eukaryota; Metazoa; Chordata; Actinopteri; Perciformes; Serranidae
Source: RefSeq, a predicted model, not a curated record
ACCCCAAAACGGCGGCUCGUCGUCGGAGUUUCAUUGAGAUUGUUUGUAUAAAUGAAACUUUAUCCACCUGAAAUCUGAAUCAUCUUAAAGAACACGCCGUUUUGAGCUGGGCUAAGUGCUCUGUUUGCAGCCCCUGAAGAACCUUGUGGGGAAACCACAGAAAAGGAGCCAUGUUUCUGUACAACAUCACCCUGCAGCGCGCUACGGGCAUCACUCAUGCCAUCCAUGGAAACUUCUCAGGAACCAAGAUGCAGGAGAUUGUUGUUUCCAGGGGAAAGAUCUUGGAGUUAUUGCGGCCAGAUGCCAACACAGGAAAGGUGCACACUCUGCUCACAGUGGAGGUUUUUGGCAUCGUGAGGUCGCUGAUGGCCUUUAGACUCACCGGAGGAACCAAAGACUACAUUGUUGUUGGCAGUGACAGCGGUCGUAUCGUCAUCCUGGAAUAUCAUCCAUCUAAAAACAUGUUUGAGAAAAUCCACCAGGAAACGUUUGGGAAGAGCGGCUGCAGGCGCAUCGUCCCCGGACAGUUCCUGGCUGUCGACCCAAAAGGCAGAGCUGUCAUGAUCGGAGCGAUAGAGAAACAGAAGCUGGUUUAUAUUCUAAACAGAGAUGCAGCUGCGAGACUGACCAUCUCCUCUCCACUGGAGGCCCACAAAGCAAACACACUGGUCUACCACGUAGUCGGAGUCGACGUGGGCUUUGAAAACCCCAUGUUUGCCUGCCUGGAGAUGGACUAUGAG